Messenger RNA from Lampris incognitus (smalleye Pacific opah), 1720 nucleotides. RefSeq lists its product as uncharacterized. The record is from RefSeq and is a predicted model, not a curated record. Lineage: Eukaryota; Metazoa; Chordata; Actinopteri; Lampriformes; Lampridae. The coding region runs from base 1 to 1302 and encodes 433 amino acids. Gene Ontology annotation, biological process: fatty acid beta-oxidation using acyl-CoA dehydrogenase. Gene Ontology annotation, molecular function: flavin adenine dinucleotide binding; acyl-CoA dehydrogenase activity. The transcript is spliced from 9 exons.
AUGUCGCUUCGCUUGGGAGUCCUACGUUUGAACUGGGCAGCGAGUUGUCAUUUACACAAACUAAUCUCUUCUUGGGGUGUCCGGUCGCUGUCUGGAAAUGUGUCAUCUAAACCCGUUACCGCCGCUACCUCGGAGGUUAUUGGCGAUCAUUCAAUCUACACACAGGAGCACUUGGCACUGAAGGAAUCUCUCAGAAAGAUCAUCGACCAGGAGAUCAAUCCAUAUGUUGACCAGUGGGAGGCAGAGGGGAUGUUUCCUGCCCACAAAGUCUUUAAGAUCCUGGGGAACGCUGGCUUUUUAGGGGUCAACAAACCAGUUGAGUAUGGAGGUUUGGGCCUGGACUUCAGCUAUAGCAUGGCAGUGUCAGAGGAGCUGGGCAACAUCCGCUGUGGAGGCAUCCCUAUGGCCAUCGGUGUACAGACUGACAUGGCUACUCCUGCACUGGCAAGGUUUGGUUCAGCUGAGCUAAAGAAGGAGUUCCUCCGUCCCUCCAUCAUGGGGGACAAAGUGGCCUGCCUGGGUGUCAGCGAAGUCGGUGCUGGCUCUGAUGUCUCAAGCAUUGUGACCAAGGCGGUGAGGGAUGGGGAUGAGCUUGUGAUCAACGGGGGAAAGAUGUGGACCACCAGUGGUAGCCAGGCUGACUGGAUGUGUUUACUGGCCAACACCAGCGAAGGAGCGCCUCACAAGAACAAGUCUCUCAUCUGCCUGCCCAUGAACCUGCCUGGAAUUCAUAUUGCCCGCAAGAUAGAUAAAAUAGGGAUGAGGUCAUCGGACACUGCUGAGGUUUUCUUCGAUGAUGUUCGUGUGCCUCACAAGAAUGUCAUUGGUCAAGAGGGCAUGGGCUUCACCUAUCAGAUGCUUCAGUUCCAGGAGGAGAGGCUCUGGGCAGUGGCCAACAUCACAACCACGAUGGACAACAUCAUCCAGGAGACCAUCGAGUACACACGUCAGAGGAAGAUCUUCAAGAUGCCUGUACUUUACCACCAGUCAGUUCACUUUAGAUUAGCUGAGUUGCAGACGGAAAUCGAGCUGCUCAGAUCCCUCCUCCAUCGUUCUACAGCGUUGUACAUCAAAGGCAACGAUGUGACCAAGCUGGCGUCCAUGGCUAAGCUGAAGGGGGGUCGCCUGGCCAGGGAGGUGGCAGACAGCUGUCUACAGUUCUGGGGAGGAAUGGGUUUCACCAGCGACGUGCUGGUCAGCAGGUUCUACAGAGAUUCCAGAUUAAUGUCCAUUGGUGGAGGGGCUGAUGAAGUAAUGCUGGGAAUCAUCUGCAAGUACAUGGACACCUUACCGAAGAAGUGAUAGCGUGAUGUUGCCAAUAGUGGUCUACUAUUCACAUUAAAUUUUCUUAACAGCUAACCCAAAGUGCACUUAAUCAGCCAAUGAAAUGAUCCAUUAAUCAUUUUAUUGAAGGAAAUAGGGCUACCGUCCAGUUGAUGUUUGUAUUGUAACAUACAAUGGUAUUUUUCUCUAAACAGAAUACUUUGGUGACUAUUUCUGAAAGUGGGUGAUUCAGACAUGUAAAUACUCUAGGUACUGGGUAUGACUUGUCGCCUUCACGCCUUUGUUUCUAAGUGACUUUUAAUGUUUCUUUUAUGAACAGAAUGUGUACUUAUUAGCCUAGUCUCAUGAAGGCAAUGAAUAGGUGACAGCAUGUACAGUUCUAAUGUACAGAGGAUCGUGUAAAAUAAAUGAAUGCUCAGCAAACAUACUGACUUCU